This is a messenger RNA of Ectocarpus sp. CCAP 1310/34, 2110 nucleotides long. NCBI's taxonomy places the organism in Eukaryota, Phaeophyceae, Ectocarpales, Ectocarpaceae. The record is from the annotation of a GenBank genome assembly.
CUUUGCGAUAGACUGGAGAGAGAGAGUCUACUCUCUGUCCGUCUGUCUGUCUCUUGGUUUGAGGAGCCAUGAUCUCGGCAAUUCUGAUCAUAAACCGCAGGGGCGAGAUUGUCAUCAGCCGAUUCUACAGAGAUGAUGUUACGAGAGCUGCUGCCGACGCGUUUCGGCUUCAGGUCAUCGCAUCCAAGGAGACCGGUUCUUCGGCGCCCAUCAUGUUGUUGGACGGCAACACCUUCCUCUACACGCGACACCUCAACCUGUACCUGGUAGCCGUCACGCGGGGCAACGUCAACCCCGCCAUGGUGUUCGAGUUCCUGUACCAAAAGAUCAGGAUCUUCAAGGCGUACUUCAAGAGAGAUUUCGACGAGGACACUCUCCGCAACAACAUGACCCUCAUCCUUGAGCUCAUGGACGAGACGAUGGACUACGGCUACCCUCAGAUCCUGUCCAUUGACGUGCUUCGCACGUACAUCAACCUGGGCACGAUACGAUCACUCGACGGAGACCCGCAGGAGAGCGGCCAACUAACGAGCCAGAUCACGGGGGCGAUCGACUGGAGACGAGAGGGGAUCCGGCACAGAAAAAACGAGGUGUAUAUUGAUGUCCUGGAGUCGGUGAACCUGCUCAUGUCCUCUAAUGGCGCGGUAUUGCGAAACGACGUCAGCGGCAAGGUGAUCAUGAAGACUCUUCUAUCCGGGAUGCCCGACUGCAAGUUCGGCCUGAACGACAAGCUCAUCAUGGAGCGCGACGGGAAUGCGAGAGGGAGGCAGGACCGUCGACCAGCGGUUGCCCUCGAUGACUGCACCUUCCACCGCUGCGUGCGGCUGGGCAAGUUCGACGCUGAUCGGACGAUCACCUUCAUCCCGCCCGAGGGGGAGUUCGAGCUCAUGCGAUACCGCGUCGCAGACAACGUGAAUCUUCCUCUUCGGAUAAUACCUGCAGUGCAGGAGGAGGGGAGGGGUCGCGUCACCAUUAACCUCAAGGUAUCUGCGGACUUCAGCUACAAGCUCUUCGGCAGCAACAUUGUGGUGAAGGUGCCAGUGCCUCCGAACACGGCGCGAUGCCUCAUCCACGUGGGGUCGGGCAGGGCCAAGUACGAGCCGGAGCAGCGGGCUAUCGUGUGGCGGAUCAAGCGCAUGAUCGGUGGUGCGGAGGCGGUGUUUACGGCCGACGUGGAGCUGACCCCUAGCAUCCGGGGGAAGGCGUGGUCACGGCCUCCCGUACAGGCGGAGUUCCAGGUGCCGAUGUUUACGUCGUCUGGGGUACAGGUCCGCUUCCUCAAGGUGUACGAUAAGAGCGGUUACCUCACCAAGCGAUGGGUCCGGUACAUCACACGCGCAGGCCACUAUCAGAUCCGCAUCUGAUCCCCGCCGCCGGGAUCUGGCGAGUUUGGUCGUUUCAGACCACUGCCCCCCUUCUCUCUUGAAGGCAUUCUCUCUCGUGUUGAGACUGCUGUUUGGCAGCUCCUGGGCUUCCCGUCAGAAACCGGGGUGCGCGUGGGGGGGCGUGUAGGGCGUUUCGCCCGAACCGUUCGUCACAGCCGCCACCGCGCAACAUGUCUGUUCGGCUAGUAGCUACCAGCUGUUCUCUAUCAGUGGUGUGCCCCCAUGUGGCGGGUGUGCACGCCUCGCUGUUUGAAGCCUUACGGUCCACCUGUGGGUGCCUUCGAUGUAGUAGGCACUCGCUGUGCAGGUUUGUUCGGCGGCAGGUUGCGGUGACAUCAGCCGGGGAGAGGAGCAGGGAAAGGCGGCCACACCACUUGUAGCGGACGCACUCAUUGUUUAUGACUUGUUGGAGCUUGUGUUGAGCUUGCUGUCGCUCCAUGUGCAGAAGUUAUUUCCUGUCCGCGGUUAGACCAACAAAACCUCUGCAGGAACCGGACAGUUGGAGCUUUUCAGGACCAACUAGGGAGCGAGAGGGGAGCCACAAGCCGCGGCGGUAUUCGCUGUAAUCCCGGCCUGUAACUCAUUCUGUACACAAGACGAGAUAGGUACAAGUACUCCAUACCCUGAAUCCUGAAGAGGAAAGCGUUAUGGGAAAGCAUGCGGUCUACGUACCCCGCUGUGGCCAUCAACAUGCGAUCCGAAAGGGAAACUGAUUAGGAUCCCCC